This is a messenger RNA of Drosophila serrata, 1419 nucleotides long. It is a transcript of the gene St4, whose product is annotated as Sulfotransferase 4. The record is from RefSeq and is a predicted model, not a curated record. Lineage: Eukaryota; Metazoa; Arthropoda; Insecta; Diptera; Drosophilidae. Gene Ontology annotation, molecular function: sulfotransferase activity.
CCAAGAAAUUACCGAAGUAAUAAAGUACUAAAUCUAGCUUUCUUGAGAGAGCAUUGACAAUCUAAGGAACUGUUCCUUCUCCCUCUAAAAGUAAAAAAUGGUUUGGGACACACCCAUGUGUGUACAUACCUUGCACUUAGCCCAACCCAAUGCAACACCUUGUGCUUGUCCAGCAACUAGUACUUCGCACUAAAAGCAAUAAAGCAACAAGUAUCAUCAAGACGAUAUUUAAAUUGCGCUGAGCUAAGCUAAGCAACGGCCGCCACUUUCUCUGCGGCCCGAAAGCGGGGUCAAGCUUUCUCAACAGAAAAAACGCUCUCUGGUUCGCAGUCAACUCUGGCAACUGGUCGCGCAUGCAAUGGAAAAAUCUACUCUUAAGUUUCCCCACGAAAUUCGCGAUGUUGAGGAGUCUACUAAUGCGGAAUUGAUGGAGUACUUCCAUGGCGAGCGGACUGGCUUCGUGCAGGUCGGCUCCGAGGGAUAUUUUUUUCCCCACAAGUACAAGGAAGAGGCGGAGAGGUAUUACAACUUCGAGGCACGGCCGGAUGAUGUGUGGAUAGCCACCGUGCCCAGAUCGGGCACCACGUGGACGCAGGAGCUCAUUUGGCUGCUGGCCAAUGGCCUGGACUAUGAGCAGGCCCAGCGACGGCCGCUCCCUGAGCGUUUUCCAUUUUUCGAGUUUCCCGUGUUCAUGCAUCCCCAAGUGAAGGAGGAGUUGCUGGAGAAAAACAAAGAGUCUGCCAGUGCUUUGGAGUUUAUUGAGAAGAUCUCUCGGCCGGCCUAUGAGGCCCUGAGCGAGGUGCCGCACAGCCAACGACGGUUUAUCAAAACGCACUUUCCCUUUUCCCUAAUGCCGCCCAGUGUCAUGGAGAAAAAGUGCAAGGUUAUAUAUGUGGUGCGUGAUCCCAAGGAUGUGGCAGUGUCCUACUACCAUUUGAACAGGCUUUUCCGCACCCAGGGCUAUGUGGGAGAUUUUGAGCGGUACUGGCGCUACUUUCAGCGAGGACUAAAUCCCUGGCUGCCUUACUACAGUCAUGUGAAGGAAGCUCGCGCGUACGCCCAUUUGGAUAAUGUCCUCUUUCUGCGCUACGAGGAUAUGCUGGUGGAUCUCCCAGGCACUAUUCAUAGCAUUGCCAGCUUCCUGGAAUGUCCGCCAAAAGCCAAGGAUAUGGACAGGCUGCUGGAUCAUCUGAGCAUUCAAAAUUUCCGAAAUAACAAGUCGGUUAACAUGCACGAAAUGGCCUCCGUGGGCAUUCUCAACGAGGGAGAGGCGGGUUUUGUUCGAAAGGGCUCUAAAACAGAGUGCCAGCCGCAAAAGGAGUUCGUCGAUAAUCCCAGUCUGCUCGUUAAUGCUAACGAAUGGAUCGAACAGAAUGUAAAGUGCUUGAAAACUAUAUAAACUCGAAACUUUGAUGGCUA